AUGUCUUCGAGAGGCCAACCAGUUUUCAAUGUGUAUCCAGUAGGCAACUACAGCUUCGGCACGAAAGCACCAAAGCUAGAGAAGGAUUCAAAUGUAAACGAGCGACUUUCACGAUUAAAAGCCAACUAUGAAAAGGAGGGCAUGCGACGAUCUGCGGAAGCAAUCCUGCUGGUACAGGAACACAAUCAUCCACACGUGCUUCUGUUUCAGCUCGGGCAGUCAUUCUUCCGGCUACCCGGGGGGCGAUUGCGACCCGGGGAGGACGAAGUGGAAGGUCUGCGGCGCAAGCUGUCCAACCGGCUGGCACCCACCAACGCGGCUCUUCAAGUCGUGUGGGAUGUGGGUGAGGUCCUGAGCGUCUUCUAUCGGCCCAACUUCGACACCAUGUUCUACCCCUACGUCCCGCCACACAUCACACGGCCCAAGGAGUGCCGCAAGCUGUUUGUGGUACAGCUGCCCGAGCGCUGCGUAUUCGCGGUCCCCAAGAACAUGAAGCUCGUGGCGGUGCCGGUUUUUGAGUUGUACGACAAUAUACCGCGGUACGGCCCCAUCAUUUCGUCGCUUCCCGCGGUGCUGUCGCGGCUGCGGCUCAAUUUGCAGUUCGUCCUGCCGCCCCCGCCUCCACAGCAGCAGCAACAGCAGCAGCAACACAAUGGCUAUGGGCAACAACAGCAACAGGAGCAGCAUUUCCCUCCGUAG
Volvox carteri f. nagariensis is the source of this 699-nucleotide messenger RNA. RefSeq lists its product as uncharacterized. Gene Ontology annotation, molecular function: mRNA binding. Gene Ontology annotation, cellular component: mRNA cleavage factor complex. The coding region runs from base 1 to 699 and encodes 232 amino acids. The record is from RefSeq and is a predicted model, not a curated record. The transcript is spliced from 5 exons. Lineage: Eukaryota; Viridiplantae; Chlorophyta; Chlorophyceae; Chlamydomonadales; Volvocaceae.